GGCCAAUCCGAACUCACCCCAAGAAUUGCUGAUCGAAGCAGAAGCUCUAACGUCAGUAAUAGCUCGAGCGUCCGACUACGCUGUAAUAGAAGCGGUCAGCGGCGACACAGCGCUUCAGCACAGCUCGGCAGCGCUACAGAGAAUGCACUCGCUCGUGCUAGCGCUCAUACCGCGGUUCGCUGCGCCCCCGCCGCACCAGUACAACCAGCCGCCUGCCAAUCAGCAACAGGAUCAGAACAUACUGUAUUAUAAGAUCGUGUGCAACCUCCUGACGUUCGCGCGCAACAUGAUCGAGCACGACGGCACGCGUGCGUUAUUCCGGCCCGCGCUGCACGCCAGCGGCGCCGACGCCGGUCCGCACCUCGGGGCCCUACUGGCGCUGCUGCGGCACGCUCGCGACAGCGCGCAGGCCUACGACAAGCGCGUGCACACGGCGCAGCACCAGCUGCUCGCCGUGCCCACCAUGACGCUGGACGGUGAGUGUCGCGGCGCUACUGGCGCUGCUGCGGCACUAGCGACAGCGCGCAGGCCUACGACAAGCGCGUGCACACGGCGCAGCACCAGCUGCUCGCCGUGCCCACCAUGACGCUGGACGGUGAGUGUCGCG
Molecule: messenger RNA, 607 nt
Organism: Ostrinia nubilalis (European corn borer)
Lineage: Eukaryota; Metazoa; Arthropoda; Insecta; Lepidoptera; Crambidae
Exons: 2
Coding region: 143-586 (147 amino acids)
Source: RefSeq, a predicted model, not a curated record